AUGAGCAACGAUGCCCUGCACCGGCUCGUUGCUCAGAGCGACUCGUACCGACUGCGCGUCGAUCUCGAGGACUUCGAGGGCAACUCGAGGUAUGCCGUGUAUAGCACGUUUCAUGUAGCUGGUGGGGGCGACCAGUACCGGAUGGGAGGCUGUUCAGGAACGGCCGGAGAUUCACUUGGAUGCCACAGCAAUAACCGCUUCACGACCAAAGACCAGGACAACGACAACUCGAGUUCCAACUGUGCCGAGUUGGCUACAGGCGCCUGGUGGUACAAUUCCUGCUCGGUUUCCAACCUGAAUGGUAAAUAUCUGAAGGGUGCUGAUGACGGAGAUGGGAUCGAAUGGCAUGACUUCAAGGGCUAUAACUACUCACUCAAGCGUUCAGAGAUGAAGUUUAGCAUGACAGGCUAA
Acanthaster planci (crown-of-thorns starfish) is the source of this 411-nucleotide messenger RNA. RefSeq names its product ficolin-2-like. Lineage: Eukaryota; Metazoa; Echinodermata; Asteroidea; Valvatida; Acanthasteridae. The record is from RefSeq and is a predicted model, not a curated record.